Rubroshorea leprosula is the source of this 2721-nucleotide messenger RNA. NCBI's taxonomy places the organism in Eukaryota, Viridiplantae, Streptophyta, Magnoliopsida, Malvales, Dipterocarpaceae. The record is from the annotation of a GenBank genome assembly.
GAAACUUUGUUUCCAUGAUCCAUCACAUAUGUUGUCUUCUUGGAAAGGCAAUGACUGUUGUGAAUGGAGAGGAGUAGGCUGUGACAAGAAUGGCCAUCAUGUUGUCUCAAUUCAACUCAAGGGAUCAAUAUUUGAUCAACCUCAAUUGUACUUGAUUGACAAUGUUGAGGAGGUUGUUUCGAGUUUGCUCAUGCUGAAAUACUUGGAACACCUGGACUUGAGCGGAAACUACUUCAACAAAAGCCUUAUUCCGCACUCCUUUGGUUUGAUGAAGCAGCUAAGUUACCUAAAUCUCUCUCAUGCUCAUUUUGGAGGAAGAAUUCCUAGUGAACUUGGAAACCUUACGAGGCUUCGUGUUCUUGAUCUUGCUGACUAUUAUGGUGGAGCAUUGAAGGUUGAUGAUGACAUUCAGUGGAUUUCUCGUCUCUCCUUUCUGCAACAACUUGAUAUGAGUGAGAUGUUAGGUGUUCUUGGAAAUUCAUUUGAAUGCUUUGGAUAUGAAUUAGAGAAUAUGGAUUUAGGAGAAAAUAACAUAAGUGGCCUUAUGCCUAAUUGGUUAGGGGAGCUCAAAAGGCUAAGAUACCUUAAUCUUAGCUCGAAUACAUUUGUCGGUCCAAUCCCAAGUUCUCUUGAGACAAUUUCAUCUUUAAGAGAGUUGGAUCUUUCAAUGAAUAAGUUGAAUGGGACCAUUCCUAUGUGGAUUGGGAAGUCGUUGGCCCUCCAAAAAUUAAAUCUUUUUGAGAAUCAAUUGAGUGGGAGUAUUCCAGAGAGCGUUGGGCAACUUUCUAAGUUAAAGCACAUACAUCUUUCUUACAAUCAAUUGAAUGGAAGUAUUCCAGAUAGUAUUGGGCAACUUUCUAACCUAGAGUAUUUGAGCUUUUCUUCAAAUAAAUUGAAUGGGGUCAUUCCAAAUAGUAUUAGUAAACUUUCCAAUUUGCAAGUCUUGGAUGUUGCAUAUAAUUCUUUGGAAGGUGUCAUUUCAGAAGCUCACUUUGCAAAAUUAUUCAAGUUGAUAGAGUUGUCCAUUGGGUUUAACAACUUGAAUUGUGAGAUGAAAUCAAACUGGAGACCUCUUUUCCACCUUGAAUAUAUUGGGAUGGAAUCUUGUAAAUUUGGAACAGGAUUUCCUGAAUGGCUUCAAUUACAGAACACAGCAUACAUGGUUUAUCUCUCAAAUGCUAGCAUCUCAGGACCUCUUCCAGAAAACAUCAGUCAUAUGAUGCCUCAGCUAAGACACUUACUUCUUGCAGAUAACCUUAUAAAUGGUUCGAUUCCAAAGUCAUUAUGUAAUUCAAAAACUUUGGAAUUUCUUGAUCUCUCAAACAAUAUGUUAUCUGGAAGUAUUCUUGAUUGUUGGAGAAAUGAUCAAGCAUUUUAUCUUAUGGAUCUAUCUUUUAACAGUUUUUCAGGUCUAUUUCCAAACACAAUUGGGAAGCUUAAUUUUCUACAUGUACUUCAGUUGAACAACAAUAGUCUCCAUGGGGAACUACAUAGGGCUUUGAAAAACUUCAGUUCUUUGGUGGUUUUGGAUUUGGGCGAGAAUAAAUUCUCUGGAAACAUAACAUGGAUUCGGGAGCAUGAGAUUCACUUUCUAAAGGUUCUUCGACUACGAAAAACUUUGUUUUUUGGUAAUAUUCCUUUGGAACUAUGCUUGCUCUCUCAAUUGCAAAUUCUAGAUCUUGCGGAUAACAAUCUCACAGGAACAAUUCUUCCUUGUUUUGGAAAUUUCCCAAUUAUGGUGAAUGCAACACAACUGAUCCCUCACAUGGAUGGAGAAUGUUGGCAUUGGACGCAUUUGAUGGAAGUUGUGAAAGGGAGGUUCCUUGAGUAUACAAAAAAACCACUUGGACUUGAGAGUAGUAUAGAUCUUUCGAGUAACAAUCUAGUAGGAUCCAUUCCUGAUGAGCUAGUUUUUCUUCAAGGAUUGCACAAUUUGAAUCUGUCUUGGAAUCACCUCUCGGGAAACAUCCCUAAGAAUAUUGGACAAAUGGAGAAUUUGGAAUCUAUUGAUUUCUCCCAAAAUGACCUUUCAGGAUUGAUCCCGAAUAGCAUAUCAAGUUUAACUAAGUUGAGCCACCUUAACUUGUCAUACAACAACUUGUCAGGGUUAAUUCCAAAUGGCAAUCAGCUCCAAACACUUGAAGAUCCAACUAUUUAUGCUGGCAACCCUCAACUUUGUGGAGCUCCACUUUUGAAGAAAUGCUCAGAUGAUGCGUUACCUCCAACAAUUUCUUGCUCCAAGGACAAUGAUGAAGGAGUAUUUGAAGAAAUGUGGUUUUAUAUUGUUGUGAUGUCAGGCUUUGCAACUGGAUUUUGGGGAGUUCUAGGAACUUUGCUUGUUAUGCAAAGCUGGAGAUGUGCUUAUUUCCAAUGGGUGGAUGAUGUCAACAACUGGAUCCUUAUGGUUAUAAAAUUGAAAGUGGCACAAUUCAAGAUUUUCAAUGGCAACCCAAAUGAAUUUGAAAGUGGCACAAUUCAAGAUGUUUAGUGGUAACUCAUAUGAUCAGUGAGUUAUAUAAGGAGUAUGUUGUUGAUACUACAUUUGUUACUAAAUUGUGUUUCAAAUUAGUGUGCUUGUAUGUAUUGUGUGAAGCUUUUCUAAUUCUCGUUUGUGUACUCUUGGUUUGUCUCUAGUUUAUGGGGAGUAUUUACUAUCAAUGUUUGAGGUUGAAUUAUUCUUGUUCUAUAUAAAUAGAGGAAAAAUAAGCCAAGCUUGUUUAA